AUGGCUAAAUCCACGACACCGUCAACGCAGACCUCUAAAGUCCGUCAAGGUAGAAGCAAAGAAGCAAGUCGCGAAAAAGAAUGGCAGCGGUCCCAAAAGAUCAACGCGGCAUUCGAUGUCCUCCAACAGCGCAUCCCGUAUCUUCGCCCAGAGGAGAGAAAACAGAUGCCCAAAAUCAAAACUCUUCGGCUCGCCUUGCAGUAUAUUCAUCACUUGAGCAAACUGGUCAACGGAAAUGAAAUGACCAACACCGACACAAACGAAACUCGUCCCCUCACUCAUACAGAUUUCCGACAGACUGUCACCAACGAGUUAAGAUAUCGCAACAGCUACCGAGAACGAGCACACUCUCAGGAGAUGGAUCCAGUAGUGGUACAGAGGAUUCUUGCCCGCGAGGAAAGCCGUCGGCGUUCUCUCACAUUCCCGGAAAAUGCGUCGUCUGACAAAGUGAUUCGCGAAUUUGGACCGAUUUCAACCAACGUGUACAAUCAAUUCAAUCCAUAUCAAAUCAACUACGUGGCAGUGCAACCUCAAAUGAUGAUGAUGUACCCACUCAACCCUCCAUUGAAUACUCCUUCCCCUGAUCAAGUAAACUACAACAUGUUGCAAAUGGGAGAUGUCAACUACCCAGUGAUGGAGAAUGCUUAUCAAAUUUGA
Caenorhabditis briggsae is the source of this 657-nucleotide messenger RNA. It is a transcript of the gene Cbr-hnd-1, whose product is annotated as Protein CBR-HND-1. The record is from RefSeq and is a predicted model, not a curated record. The transcript has 4 exons. The coding region runs from base 1 to 657 and encodes 218 amino acids. Gene Ontology annotation, molecular function: DNA-binding transcription factor activity, RNA polymerase II-specific; RNA polymerase II transcription regulatory region sequence-specific DNA binding; protein dimerization activity. Gene Ontology annotation, biological process: regulation of transcription by RNA polymerase II; developmental process. NCBI's taxonomy places the organism in Eukaryota, Metazoa, Nematoda, Chromadorea, Rhabditida, Rhabditidae.